AUGGAAGGAUCCGCGGCGUCCCUCCUGCUGCUGCUGCUGCUGCUGCUGCUGUGCGCCCGCGCCGCGCGCACGGACUCCGGCCAAACGGACACCACCACGCACCUCGGAGAUGCAAUCGACUACAAGGAUCCGUGUAAAGCUGUGGCCUUCAUGGGCGACAUCGCUCUGGAUGAAGACGACCUCCAGUUAUUCCAACAGGCUCCCAGCAGUGGCCAUGUCCAGAAGAACCACACAGACUCUGGUAAUAGUUCAUCAUCUAAUGAGAGUGUGAGGAGGAGGAGAUCGACCCUCCGCCGCCGGAGGAGAGCGGCCACAUCCCGACCCGAGCGGGUGUGGCCGGACGGCAUCAUCCCCUAUGUGAUCAGCGGGAAUUUCACUGGCAGUCAGCGAGCCAUUUUCCGUCAGGCAAUGCGUCACUGGGAGAAACACACUUGUGUAACGUUCACGGAGAGAACGACCGAAGAGAGCUACAUUGUUUUCACCUACAGACCUUGCGGGUGCUGCUCCUACGUGGGUCGGAGAGGCGGCGGCCCUCAGGCCAUCUCCAUCGGGAAAAACUGCGACAAGUUUGGCAUCGUGGUCCACGAACUCGGCCACGUCGUCGGCUUCUGGCACGAACACACACGGCCAGACCGCGACGAGCACGUCAGCAUCAUCAGAGACAACAUCCAGCCAGGACAGGAGUAUAACUUCCUGAAGAUGGAGCCGGGCGAGGUUGACUCGCUGGGAGAGGUGUACGACUUCGGGAGCAUCAUGCAUUAUGCAAGGAACACAUUUUCCAGAGGCAUCUUCUUAGACACCAUCUCGCCCCGUUACGACGUCAAUGGCGUCAGGCCGUCUAUUGGACAGAGGACCAAGCUGAGCAAAGGAGACAUCGCACAAGCGCGCAAACUCUACAAAUGCGCAAGAUGUGGGGACAGCCUGCAGGAGAGCACUGGAAACUUCUCCUCGCCGGGAUUUCCCAACGGAUACUCGGCGUACGCUCACUGCGUGUGGAGGAUUUCUGUCACUCCGGGAGAAAAGAUUGUUCUCAACUUCACCUCCAUGGACCUCUUCAGGAGCCACUUGUGCUGGUACGACCACGUAGAAGUCCGGGAUGGAUUCUGGAGAAAAGCCCCCCUGAAAGGCCGGUAUUGUGGCGACAGCCUUCCAGAGGCCAUCGUUUCCACCGACAGCCGACUGUGGGUUGAGUUCAGAAGCAGCAGCAGCUGGGUGGGGAAAGGCUUCUCCGCUGUGUAUGAAGCCAUCUGUGGCGGAGAGGUGAAGCGGGACAGCGGCCAGAUUCAGUCUCCUAAUUAUCCCGACGACUACCAGUCCAACAAGAUGUGUGUGUGGAAAAUCACAGUGGCCGAGGGGCUGGAGGUCGGCCUCUCCUUUCAGUCAUUCGAGAUCGAGAGACACGACAGCUGUGCGUACGACUACGUGGAGGUGAGGGACGGCGGCUCGGAGAGCAGCCCUCUGCUCGGCCGCUUCUGCGGCUACGAGAAACCCGGCGACAUCAAAAGCAGCUCCAACCAGCUGUGGCUCAAGUUUGUAUCGGACGGCUCGGUCAACAAGGCCGGAUUUGCAGCCAACUUUUUUAAAGAGAUGGACGAGUGCUCCAGGCCUGACAACGGCCAGUGCGAGCAGCGCUGCCUGAACACGCUGGGCAGCUACAGAUGUGCCUGCGACCCCGGAUACGAGCUGGCGGCUGACAGACGGAGCUGCGAGACUGCCUGCGGUGGAUUCAUCACCAAGCUGAACGGCUCGCUCACCACCCCCGGAUGGCCCAAAGAAUACCCCCCCAACAAGAACUGCGUGUGGCAGCUGGUGGCCCCCGUGCAGUACCGCAUCACUCUGGUGUUCGACGUGUUCGAAACCGAAGGAAACGACGUGUGUAAAUAUGAUUAUGUGGAAGUGCGCAGCGGCUUGAGUUCGGACUCGAAGCUCCACGGGAAAUUCUGCGGGGCCGAGAAGCCGGAGGUCAUCACCUCGCAGCAGAACAACAUGAGAAUCGAGUUCAAGUCGGAUAACACCGUCUCCAAAAAGGGCUUCAAGGCUCACUUCUUUUCUGAUAUCGACGAGUGCUCCAAAGCCAAUGGCGGCUGCCAGCACGAGUGUGUGAACACCUUUGGAAGCUACAGCUGUCAGUGCCGCAGCGGCUUCAUGCUGCACGACAAUAAGCACGACUGCAAGGAAGCGGGCUGCGACCAUGUCGUGAACAGUGUGUCGGGGACGAUCAGCAGCCCCAACUGGCCCGACAAAUACCCCAGCAAGAAGGCCUGCACCUGGACUCUGUUCACCACCCCGGGACAUCGCAUCAAGCUGAUUUUCAACGAGGUGGACAUGGAGGCUCAUCUCGAGUGCGCUUACGACCAUCUGGAGAUCUUCGACGGAAAAGACGUGCGCGCGCCGAGUCUGGGGCGUUUUUGCGGCACCAAAAAGCCCUCCCCGGUCGUGUCCAGCGGCAACCAGAUGUUCCUGCAUUUUUUCUCGGACAACUCGGUGCAGAAGAGAGGCUUUGAGGCUUCGUACAGGGCAGAAUGCGGAGGAAGUCUGAAAGCCGAGGUCAAGACCAAAGAUCUGUACUCCCAUGCUCAGUUCGGAGAUAACAACUACCCCGGGGGCUCCGACUGUCAGUGGGUGGUCACUGCGGAGAAGGGCUACGGCGUGGAGAUCAUCUUCCAGCUGUUCGAGAUCGAGGAGGAAGCGGACUGCGGAUACGACUACGUGGAGCUGUACGACGGGGCCGACACCAAGUCUCCCAGGCUGGGGCGCUACUGCGGAUCCGGGACUCCAGAGGAGGUUUACUCGGCGGGAGAUGCCGUCGUGUUGAAGUUUCACUCGGACGACAGCAUCAACAAGAAAGGAUUUCAUGUACGUUACACAAGCACCAAGUUCCAGGACGCAUUGCACACAAGCAAGUGACUCUCUCCAG
Molecule: messenger RNA, 2917 nt
Organism: Salarias fasciatus (jewelled blenny)
Lineage: Eukaryota; Metazoa; Chordata; Actinopteri; Blenniiformes; Blenniidae
Product: bone morphogenetic protein 1-like
Exons: 20
Coding region: 1-2907 (968 amino acids)
Biological process (GO): proteolysis
Molecular function (GO): zinc ion binding; metalloendopeptidase activity; calcium ion binding
Source: RefSeq, a predicted model, not a curated record